This is a messenger RNA of Brassicogethes aeneus, 2646 nucleotides long. The record is from the annotation of a GenBank genome assembly. NCBI's taxonomy places the organism in Eukaryota, Metazoa, Arthropoda, Insecta, Coleoptera, Nitidulidae.
UUUGUUUAUAUGUCAAAUUUGACAGCUCGAAAAUGUUUUCGUAAAAAAUUCAAAAUAUCUCGAAAAGAACAUGGUCUCGAAUCGUGAAAAAUGGAUGAGAAUUUUUGAUGUACCCGAAACGAAUAAACACAAGAAUGGCUACACUAUUUACAAAGUAAUAUCGUUGCUUUACCCGGAAUCGUGUCCCGAUGCAGUUACAAAAGUUACCGUUUGGAAGAGGUUUAAUGAUUUUAAGAAGUUACACAGGGAAGUUAAAGUUUUACAUAGAAAAUUAAAUUUGGAGUCGAAAUUACCAAAUUUACCCGGUUCUUCUUUAUUUAAACGUUUUGAUGAAGAAACAAUUACCAUCAGAAAACAAAGCAUUUUGAAUUUUUUAGAGUAUGUAGGAUCUCAGUCGCAAUUAUUCACGUCUACAGAAUUUGUUAAGUUUUUUGAAACAAGUUUAACCCCUGCCGAUCAUUUAAACAGCAACAUAAAUCUUAUAAGAGCUGACUUGAAUCUUCCUGAAGAGGAGUACAUAGGAAGCAUAAACUCUGAUGAUGAUCACACCAUAAGUGAUACUGAUUCCAUUACAACCAUAAGUAGUCUGAGUCCUUCGGUGCAGAACUUGGAUAUCUCAGAUUCUCAUUUAAAACUGAAAAAACGUCAAUCUGUAUCUCAGAGUUCCGAUACAGUUAGUAUUGGUACCACCACAGAUAGUUUGCUGCUGAUUGAUGGUCAGGUUUACCCCACUGCCCCCCAAACACCAGGGGUUUCUGUCUCGGGGGAAUAUGCACAAUAUCUUAUAGAUGCUUCUAUUCAUGUUAACAUUGCUGUUGAGUUAGAAAAUGAUAAAAAGUAUGAUGAGGCAUUUGUGGCUUAUACGACAGCCAUUGAUAUUCUUUUAAAGUUUGGAAAAGAUGACUCAAACUAUGAUAGAAAACAAUUAGUUCGCUAUAAAACCGAAAAAUAUUUACUUAGGGCCGAAAAAAUUUACAACAUGUACCUAGCAGAGGAAGUGAAGAAUUUAAGACAACAAGAGGAAGCGUUAGUAGAACCACAGUUAAAUAGAGAAGUAAUGGACUUAUAUAAAUAUAAAGUUAUUAAAGUUAUUUGCAAUGGCAUGUUGGUUUUACAUUCCGAUACACAGCAGUUAUUUUACGUGAAGGUGAUUCAUAAAACAAUGGAGUUUUUAAACGACCACUUAAUUUUACCUGAACUUGUGCCUUAUAUGGUUAAAUUGUACAAUCAUUUUAAUUGCGAGAAUGCACUUUUUCUCAUACUUGAAUAUUGUAGUGGGGUAACUAUAUCCGACUACCUCAAACAACACAUAAACAACAUCGACGUUUUCCGAAGAAAAGACGACGACAUUCUCAAGCAAAUCCACGAAAUGUCCGACGACGAGUCGGAAAACAGUUUUUCCGAGCUGGUGAACGACUACACCAGCGCGAAAAAAUCUCACUUAACUAGUCAGGGCGACGAGCUCUCGAGCAGCGACGAGUUCGUGAAAGUGGAAAAGGAUUUUUUCCUGCCCGCCGCGAAAAAACCCGCCAAAAACAUCAUGGACGAAGACAUCCGAGAGGGCGGGCUGCCGCCCGUCGAUGUCGAGGAAAACUCGACCGACGGCGACGGCAACGUCGCCUCCGGUGCUAGUCAAAGAUUAAGCGGCGUUGCCGCGACCGAGGAUAUCGUUGAUUCGAACUGUGUAGCGCCGCAGAAGCAGAUUGUCAAGUGGUCCGCGCAGCUGCUUGUGGCCUUGGAGAAGCUUCACGUCUUGGGGAUCACUUGCAGGGAUCUCCAAAUGAAAAACCUCUUGAUAGACGAAAAGGGCGAUUUAAAAUUGACGUACAUGUGCAACGUUAACGAACUUUGCGAUCUGUUUACCAACAAAGUUAACGUGAAUUUGGCACCGGAAGUUUACGGUUACCACGUGAUAACCGACGCAGCUGAUUGGUGGAGUUUCGGUGCCAUACUUUACGAGUUGUUAGUUGGGAUGCCCAUCUCAGACGUUCAUCCGAAUGGGAUAACUUGUUCUUCUCACGUCAAAAUACCGAAAUACGUGUCUGCAGAAGCCAGGUCCCUAAUUAAACAGUUGUUAACGUAUAAUUCCAAAGAUAGAUUAGGUACAGGAACGAAUGGCGUGGAUUACUUAAAAUCCCAUCCCUUUUUUAAUACAGUGGAUUGGCAUACUUUAACAGCUAAGUACAAAUAUUAAUUAUAAUAUUAAUAAUAUCUUCUAAUCUUGCAAUAAAAAUUACAAUGUUUUUUUCAUGUCAUUUAGGAAUAAAACUAUCUUUGAAAAAAAAUUAUAUUGUUCUAUUUUUUGCUAAAUAUGACACAUGACAACUUAGAUGACACACAUUUUAUUCAUGACAGACAAUCUUUCUAUAAAUUGCUUUAAGUUUAGCUAAUUAGAUCAGUAUUAGUAUUGGAAGUGUUCAAAGCAAAAAAAAAAUCGUCAUACGAAUUUAAUAAUUUGCUUUGAUCUCUUCCAGUUGUAUAUAUGUAAUAUGUAAGUAUAAUUUUGUAAAUAUCACACAUUACUCUGUGUCUAAUGUAAUAAAACAUUCCACCAAAUAUAUUUUUAAUUACUGCAAGCAUUUUAAUUGUCCCCAAUUAAAUUUCUCCUCCCCAAUUUUUCAUCUUAAUAUAAACAGAUCAUUUCCG